Messenger RNA from Paramecium sonneborni, 1747 nucleotides. Lineage: Eukaryota; Ciliophora; Oligohymenophorea; Peniculida; Parameciidae. The record is from the annotation of a GenBank genome assembly.
AUGAAUAAAUUUACUUUGCGCUUUCCAUCUGAAUUAGAAUCAAAAUAUGAAGAAGCCACAAAAGAGUCUUCAUUAUCACAUUUCAAAUCCUAUCAUCCAUUACUCAUUAUGAUCAAUAUUGGUGUUGCUAUUAUACAAUUACAAUAAGGAUAAGUAAUUAAUGGCAUAUUAGAAUCGGUAGCAACUAUAAUUUUUAUCAUUUAAUUUCCAAUGGUAUGUCGAAUGAAACAAAACAAGAAUAUUUGUAGCAUUUUUGUUCUCAAUAAUAUAAUAAUGACUGUUAUUUAAUUGUUUGUUGAUAAGAACACAAACAAUUACAAUAAUUUAUACGUCUCGGGAUGUGGAAUUACUAUGAUUAAUAUAACCUUAUUAGAACAUUAUGAUUUCAUUUGGAAUGCUAUUUCAUUAACAAUUGUAAUAACAAUCAGAUUGAUUUACAUCAUCUUUUAUUUUAAAUUUGAUGGAAUGGCUAUAAUUUAUAUAGCUGUUUCAUGUUAUCUAUACAUUUAAAUGUAUCGUAAAACUUAUGUGAGAAGAGCACUCUUUUUAUAAUAUGAGAAUGAAAAGGAAAUUAGUAAUUAUUAUUAUUAAAUCUUAAGGAAAGAUUUUAGACGAAAUAAUAGAAGAUGUCUAUAUACAUUUUAAAUUUGAUUAGGAAUCUUUUUAAUUCGAAUUAAAAUAUGCAAAUUAGAUGGCAGAAUAAAGAAUUGGAAUUUAAGGUAAUUAAGAUCUAAAGGAUUUCUUACAUAAUUUUUAAAUUUAUGAUUAAAAACAAUAACAAUAACAAUAAAAUCAACAUUAAUUUAGAAAUAUAAAUUUAUAACAUAGUUCAGGUCCAGAUUGUAUGAAUGUUGGUUAAUAUCUUUAUGAAAUGAUGAUUACUUUAUAGAAGAAUUCAGCAUAUUUAGAGAUGGUCUUAAAGGAUAAUUCAACAAAUUAACUAUAUAAUGUUAGAUGUUUUUAAUAUUGUGUGAUUAACAAAGAAAUCAUUAUGUUAAUGGAAUAGAAAUCUAGGAUUUUAGAAGAAGAUAAAUAAUUGAAAUAGAAGGAUCAAGAAAUUAAAAUGCUCACUAAAUAAUUAGUUAAAAUAAAUGUUAGAACUAAAAAGCAAUUAAAUUAAUUAUGUUCUAUAAUAGAAAAUUCUGAUCCUAAUCCUUACUUUAAGAUUAAUGAAAGUACAGUAAAUGCCUAAAUAAUCUCGAAUACUAAAAUAUAAAUGAUAUUGGAUGCUUUUCAAAUAUACUAUUAUAGAAAAGAACAAGUAUAACUUUUAGAGAUAUUCUCUCUAAAUUCUAUAAUUUAUAAAUGUUUAACUAUUAUGAAUAUAAUUGCAGAAGUAGAAGAUAAGUAAAUUACGUUCGAAUCAGAAUAAACUGAAUCAGAUGUUAUUACUUCCAUUUCUAUUAUUGUGUAUUUUAUUAUAUAAAAUCUCAUACACAUAUUUUUAGUUUAGCCAAGUCAUAAAAAUAUCAAAUUUACUAUUAAAAAUCUCGACUAAGAAAAAGUAAUUGUAUUCAGUUUCUACAUUGAAGGACUUCUAUCUUUAGAUUUCUUAAAAUAAAAUUCAUUUAUUAUGUCUAUGGUUUAUAGAGGAUUAUAGAUUAUUGGUCCUAAAGCUGAAAUAAUAACAAUAUCAGAUAUUAUUAAUAAUACAUAAAGUAAAUUAAUUAGAUCAUUUUUAGAUCCAUACUUAAUUUAAGUUAAAAUUUAUAAGAAUCUUAAAAAUAUUUUGAAAUAAUAAUAAUGA